AUGGCCAUUGCCAAAAAAUUAGAAAAUUGCAAUCACUCAGCAACAUUUGUGCUAUCAGCAUCAAUGGACAAAGAACAACGAUCUAAAGGAAUAUUAAUUAAUUCUGAAGUAGCCAAAAGUCUUGAUAAAGCGUCAAUUAUACAUAAUGUUGUACAAGUUAUAUUCCUUCCUAUAUGCCAGCAUUCUGCCGGACCUGCUAAAUCGUUGAUUUCUAGGAUUGAGUCAUUUGUUGAGAAGUAUGAAGAUGAUUUUGUAAUUGUUUCAUUUUGAAGCAUAAUCAAGUCAUGCCCUGAAAAAAUAAUGAAUUAACUGAUUUCAGCUUUUCAAAAUAUGAAGCAUUUGAAUUUUAUAUUUCGUAAUUGAGAUUAUGAAAAAGAGUAUGGAAACAUAUAACAAUUGCCAUGGUUACCACAGAAUGAUCUGAUCGGGCGUAAAACGAAACUAUUUAUCACUCAUUGUGGGAAGAGCAUCGUCUUUGAACAUUUUGAAGCUCACUACCAUGGCGUACAUAUGCUUGCAUUUUCAAUUGCUCUUGAUGAAAUAUCAAAUGCUGCUAUUACAAAAGAAAAGGUGCAAAACAGCACUUUCAUGUUCAGCAUUAAAAAUACAUCUGCGAUUUUCCACAGUCGUCUACAAGCCCCAACACAAAGAGCAGUUAAUUGGAUAGACUUGGUGACUAAGUAUGGAUCAGAACCUUUCAGACCAGCCUCGCUAGAUAUGCCAUGGUAUUCAUAUUUUAUGGUAGACGUGUAUCUGGUCUAUAUUGUGGGAAUAGUUUUUGUUGUGUAUUCUUUUCAGUUAUUUCUUAAGUUUUAUAUUAAAGUAUGUUGUAGACAAAAGAACGCCAAAGAAAAACUACAAUAA
Molecule: messenger RNA, 864 nt
Organism: Mytilus trossulus (common blue mussel)
Lineage: Eukaryota; Metazoa; Mollusca; Bivalvia; Mytilida; Mytilidae
Product: UDP-glucuronosyltransferase 2C1-like
Molecular function (GO): UDP-glycosyltransferase activity
Source: RefSeq, a predicted model, not a curated record